AGAUUUCAAGUCUCAUGCCCACUGAGGAACUCGUAAUCAUUUCUUGGUCCUAUCCGUCAGUACAAUCGAAUCAUUGAAUGCAGUACCUAUGUACAGUACUCUAGUAGGUACCUAGGCCCUAAUCCGUACUUCGUAUCGCGUAUCUUCAGCCACAUUGCGCCCCACGAUUCUAGAUACAAUCAGUGGUCACACCAUUCCUGUACACGUUAGCGUAUGCGCUGACCAUGCACUGAGCAAGCUUCGCAGGUAGGCAGGUACGGGGGCUACAUACAUGAGCUCCAGUGCCGGCAGGAGGCUCAUCCAGGGAAAGGGGACCCUCGUUCAAACGGUUCCAAUCUAGGCUAAUCCCGUGCCUAACGUUGAUCACGAUCGACUCUUCAAUGUUUGCAUCACUAAUCACUAUUGUACCAUACCACCACCACCACCACCACCGCCAUACUUCGUGCACCAACUCCAUUCACUUGGUUCUAUUGCUUUUGAAUACUUCUUUGUUUUUUUGUACAUAUUAUAUCUAUGUGUUGUUGCAAUCGUUGAUAGUUCUCGCAUUAUCAUCACAAGCUUGAUUUAUCAAUCAAACGACCAACAUGGCUGCUAAGAUCAGUCUUCCCAUCACGGAGGAGAAACGGCCGGUUCAAUGCCGCGCUCGACGUCGAUGCCGACCAUUUCUUCUGCUUACCCUCAUCGCGACAGUCCUCUACGCAGCAUGUAAUCUCCGAGUCGUAUCGUCGUAUGCCGUUCUUUUCGUUCCAGAGACAGCCCAGUCGCGUCUAUCUCCGACAACCGACCGACCUAUAUCGGUAGACCGAGAGCUUGUUCCGCUCGAAGCACACAUCAUGAGCAAAUGUCCCGACGCUAAGGAUUGUCUCAAGGACCUUGUUCUUCCCUCCAUGAUGCGCGUGUUCGACAAAGUCAACUUUACUUUAUCGUACAUCGGAGCGCCGACGGAAAAUGACGGUGUAGACUGCAAACAUGGUCCUGGAGAAUGCAUGGGGAAUAUCAUUGAAUUAUGCGCGCAUCAUCUAUACCCGGAUCCCAAGAUCUACCUCGGCUUCACCAUGUGCUUGACAAAAGAAUACAAACUGAUUCCGCAACGGGAGCUAGUCGAGGACUGCGCCCUGGAACAUGCUAUUGACUUUGAGAAAUUGAACGAAUGCGCUACUAAGGAUAACGGGGCAUAUGGUGUAGAAUUGCUCAGACAAAGCGUAGCAAGGAGUUCCAGCGUACGUUUCACCGAGCCUUCUCAAAAUGAAAACCUAAAAAACGAGAUUUCUAACUAAUUGUCUAGGCGGGAGUUACAAAGAGCUGCACAGUCCGACUAAACGAGGAAGUAUAUUGC
Molecule: messenger RNA, 1336 nt
Organism: Annulohypoxylon maeteangense
Lineage: Eukaryota; Fungi; Ascomycota; Sordariomycetes; Xylariales; Hypoxylaceae
Exons: 2
Coding region: 585-1277 (230 amino acids)
Molecular function (GO): oxidoreductase activity, acting on a sulfur group of donors, disulfide as acceptor
Source: RefSeq, a predicted model, not a curated record